This is a messenger RNA of Macadamia integrifolia, 438 nucleotides long. RefSeq names its product cyclin-P3-1-like. The coding region runs from base 1 to 438 and encodes 145 amino acids. NCBI's taxonomy places the organism in Eukaryota, Viridiplantae, Streptophyta, Magnoliopsida, Proteales, Proteaceae. The record is from RefSeq and is a predicted model, not a curated record. The transcript is spliced from 2 exons.
AUGGACAGCUUGUGUCUCUUGUAUGGCUUGAACGGCUUUCAUGAAUUCAGCCAGUUGCUCAGACUGGGUGGAGGUGCUAAAGGGGUCAGACAUAUCCUGUUCAACUUGAAUAUGGGAACCAUUGCACCUGAUUUUGAGGCUAGAUGCUCAGAAGUUUAUUCUUCUUUCGGUCUUAUUGAGUCAGCUAAAGUUUCCAAAAACCACCCUCGUGUGUUGUCAAUCCUUUCUUUGCUUCUGGAGAGAUCUGUUCAUAAGAACGAAAAGUUACUGGAGACUACGCAAAAGAAAGAUUCGGUGACAAUGUUGAUCACAUCUUCAAGUACUCAAGCUGCAGCUUCCUGCUUUGUUGUUGCUUACAAUGUUCAUUUCACUUCCCUUAAUGUUUUCCUCGUAAAUACAAGUUUGAUGGUAGUAGCAAAAUUUAUUGAUGAUGUGUAA